Caenorhabditis remanei is the source of this 207-nucleotide messenger RNA. RefSeq lists its product as uncharacterized. The record is from RefSeq and is a predicted model, not a curated record. The transcript has 2 exons. Bases 1 to 207 code for a protein of 68 amino acids. Lineage: Eukaryota; Metazoa; Nematoda; Chromadorea; Rhabditida; Rhabditidae.
AUGGCCGUCACCCCGCAGAUGUUGUGCCCCCUCUGCGCUGAAAUCUUCAGUGACAAGAGGCACGUCUACAAGCACCUCAAGUACAGGCGAUUUCAAUGUGGACAGGGAGGAUGUACACGAAAGUUCUACACUGAGGAUGAGAAGGUGGCACAUUGUGCAGAGGAAGGGCACAGGGAAACGUUCAAGGUAAUAAUGAUAAUAAUUUAA